Molecule: messenger RNA, 4263 nt
Organism: Torulaspora delbrueckii
Lineage: Eukaryota; Fungi; Ascomycota; Saccharomycetes; Saccharomycetales; Saccharomycetaceae
Gene: VPS15
Product: ubiquitin-binding serine/threonine protein kinase VPS15
Exons: 1
Coding region: 1-4263 (1420 amino acids)
Biological process (GO): macroautophagy; protein targeting to vacuole; late endosome to vacuole transport
Cellular component (GO): nucleus-vacuole junction; late endosome; phosphatidylinositol 3-kinase complex, class III, type II
Molecular function (GO): protein serine/threonine kinase activity; protein binding; ATP binding
Source: RefSeq, a predicted model, not a curated record
AUGGGUGCUCAAUUAUCGCUAUCUGCCCAAACUUCACCGUCUAUUGCAAUCUUCUCCUAUGUCGAUGUUUUGGACGAAGUCCAUUAUCUGUCGCAGCUAAACUCAUCGGGAUUUCUCAAAACAUGUAGAGCAUUAGACCCCAAUGGUAAAAUAAUAAUCAAAGUGUUUAUCAAGCCUAGUGAAGAGUACGAUUUGAAAGAGAUUAAAAGGCUCAUAGAUGCAGAGGCCAGUUCACUUGCAACGCUACCAACUGCGUUGAAUUACAGUAAAGUUGUCGAAUCAAGCAGGGCGGGAUACCUGAUACGACAACACUUGAAGAGUAACCUCUACGACAGACUCAGCUAUAGACCAUACCUAUCUGAAAUUGAGAUGAAAUUUAUGGUGUUCCAGCUAUUACAGGCUCUAAAGGAUGUUCAUGAUUUAAACAUUACCCAUGGCGAUAUUAAGACCGAGAAUAUAUUAGUGCUUAGUUGGGACUGGCUUGUACUGACAGAUUUUUCCUCCAACAUCAAACCAACAUAUCUACCGGAAGAUAAUCCCGGUGAAUUUUCAUUUUAUUUCGAUACAUCCAAAAGAAGAACAUGUUACUUGGCAACUGAAAGAUUUGAUACAAAAUUGCACGAAAAAACAAGAGGUUCCUCUGGAAAGACCACAAAGGAGAUGGACAUUUUUAGUUUGGGAUGUUGUAUAGCUGAAAUUUACGCCGAGGGCCGUCCGUUAUUCAAUCUUUCACAACUUUUCAAGUAUAAAAACAAUGAUUACGAUGUUGUCAGUUAUUUGAUGGAAGAAAUCGGAAAUGAAUCACUGAAAAAUAUGAUUAUGGACAUGAUCAACAUUAUUCCCAAGAAGAGAUUAUCAUGCAGGCAACUUCUGGAAAAGUAUAGAGGAUCAUUUUUCCCAGAAUAUUUUUACACUUUCACAUACGAGUACUUCAGAACUUUAGCCACAAUGGGAACAAGCGUCCCCAUCACCGGAUCAAUAUGUGCAAACACAAUAUUAGAGGAUCAGGUCAAUGUAAUUGAUGAAUGCUGCCGCAAGCUGUAUGACGAUUUUGGCAAGAUAUGUCAAGAGCUAAAAUAUCGACUAAACUUAAGACAAUCCGAUUCAUCUAAUGAGUCAGAUAAUAAUGAAAAUUAUGUCAAGAACUCAAUCAAACUAUCUAAUCUGGGAGAGUUGGAGCUCAAAAGUAACGACAGCAACGAGCAAGCUGUUAGAGAAGAAUGUGCAUUGUUGUUUAUCUCUUUUCUUUCACAUGGUCUUCGAAGCUUGACAUCAAGUGAUACUAAACUCCGAUGUCUCGAGUUGCUAGUGGCCUUUGCCCAAUACGUGUCAGAUGAAAACAAAGUUGAUAGGGUUGUACCAUACCUGGUCGCUUCCUUUGAUGAUGAAUUUCCCAAUGUUCAAGCAACCGCUAUCCAAGCUCUCGCCCAAGUACUCUUUAUGACCGAGAAUAUCAAUCCCAUCAACGAAAAUCUCUUCGUUGACUACCUAUUGCCUCGGAUCAAGAAGACUCUAUUACAAAGUAAGCAGAACAGCUAUGUUCGAAUGGUUAUCGCUAAUUGCCUAGGAAAUUUGGUGACUGUGGCCAUACGUUUUCAAGAGGUUGCGUAUCUCAGUAGUUCUCUUAAUCCGGCUGAAGCUGUAACAAAAGGGAUGGAUAGCCUAGAAAUUACCAGUAAGCACAACAGGCGACUUUUACAACAAGUGGAGGCUCUCGCCGUUACGCUUCUCAUAGACAGUGACACAUGCGUAAAGAUGGCUCUUCUAAAUAACAUUUUGGUUCUGUGCAAGUUUUUUGGUCGAGAGAGAACUAACGAUGUUGUUUUGAGCCAUUUGAUUACCUAUUUGAACGAUAAAGAUCCGUCUUUGCGUAUUAAGCUGGUUCAGACGAUAGCGGGUAUCGCAGUGCUUUUGGGUCCAAUAACGCUGGAGCAGUACAUUCUUCCGCUAUUGACACAAACAAUAAAUGACUCUGAGGAGCUCGUUGUUGUCAGCGUGCUCCAAAGCUUGAAAAACUUGUGCAGAACUGGGUUGAUUCAAAAGAAGUUCUUCUAUGACAUCUGCACAAGUGUCAAUUCUCUCAUAUUGCAUCCCAACGUUUGGAUAAGACAGUUUUCUAUGCUAUUGAUCGUUGAGAUCUCCAAUAAUCUCUCUAAAGCAGAAGUUUAUUGCGUUUUGUAUCCCAUCGUGCGGCCCUUCUUUGAGUUUGAUGUCGAAUUUACGCAUGAUCUGAUGCUUUCAAGUUGCAAACAGCCAGUGUCAAGGACCGUUUACAAUCUACUCUGUAGUUGGUCCUUGAGAGCAUCAAAAUCCUUAUUUUGGCAGCAAGUCCCAAGCAAUCAUGUCGAUGCGUUUGGUAACAGUAAUAUCACCCUCAUCACCAAAAAUUAUUCCAAAAAGAACUAUGGUUUUGGUGGUCUUAGCGCAUCAAAGGCUGUCGUUUUGUCUCCUAAUAAUGAAGAGAUUCCACUGACCAUCGAAGAUAAAAAUUGGAUCGAUAAGUUCAAAAGUGUCGGUCUGGCAGAAGGUGAUUUAUGGAAAUUAGCUGCUCUACGGGGUUAUAUUCUGAGAACGGCAAAGUUGAUAUCAAGGAAGAAUGAAAUUAUGAUGAGUGAGGAGAAUGACAAUGCUAAGAGCUACGGACAAUCUACCAUAUCACUUCCGAAUGUCAUGCCAAAAAACGUAUUCUUUGACAUUGACUUUAGUAAUGAACCAGACAAGAACCAAAUAAUGAACACAGACAGCGUAAGAACCAGUUCCAAAGGAAAGCUACAAGGACACUUAAAUUCUCUUCCAAGUGUGAAAGACAUGAAUGGCUCUUUGCUGUUCACUACUAAAGCAGCUGCCACAACAACCCCCAACUUGGAGAAUAUUUAUGUUCACUUGGACUUUUCAACCCAGCACAAAAAUACGCCAACAAAAGUAUCAAUGGAUAAUAACGACGGAGCCAAGUUCACAGUGAACAAUAGUUACGAGGGUGAUGUCUCCACUAUCAAAACUUUCCUUCAUCAAAUCAAAAUUCUUCCCCCAAUGCGAGAAUAUAAAGAAUUUGGUCCAACCAUAAGUGAUACUCAACACACAAAAAUCACACAUAGUCCUCGGGGUACAUUAGUAACCGCACUUAAUGAAAAUUAUCCUGUCGCUGUGACGGGUAUGGCAGUUUCAAGCGGACCUGUUCCCUACAUGGUUACUGGAUCUGUUCAGGGACAGUUGAAACUUUGGAACAUAGCGGAAAUAGCCUCUGGAGAGAUAUACUCGUCGUCCUUAAACUAUGAUCUCUCAUCAACGAUAACAAGCAUCACGAUGUUGGAUGGAUAUGAUGCGUUUUGCGUUUCCACCAAAGACGGUAGAAUAUCUGUGUUAAGAUCCUUGUAUCAAUUUGAUGAUAAUCAGUUAGUAUUUACCGCUCUCCAACCAGUCAGAAAGAUCAGAAUUAAACAGUCUUCAAAGAGGGAAACAUUUGCUACCUGCCUAAAGUCAGUGGUCACAGAAAACACUUCGAUAUUAGUGGCAUUGACGAACACUUCUGACGUCAUAAUUUAUGAUAUUAGAACCAUGGAUCUCCUGCAAAAAAUUGAAAGUCCUCCUAGCCAUGGAGCCGUUACGAGCUUCUGUGUAAGUGAGAAGGGCUCUGUGCUGAUCAUAGGGACGACUAAGGGUGUAAUCGACGUUUGGGAUCUGAGAUUCCACGUCCUCAUAUCAACCUGGACAUUCGGGGACCAUACUCCAAUCAGUCAUUUAGAAGAGUGUGAGGCCCUCGGCAAAAACGUGAUUGCAGUUGUAGGAGGCUUUUCGGGCGCUACUUUGUCUAUCUGGAAUUACUGCAAGAUUCGAUGCCAACAAGCGCUUAUCAAUUCAGAUGAACAGCCCUCCAUAGAGAAUUUCAUUCCUCAUAAGAAACUGCAAGAUCAACAAAAAUUUGGCGAAGUAAGUACUUCAGAAACGAUUAGAUCUAUCUACAUCAUCGGAGAGAAAGUCUUUUUGUCGAGCGAGGAGACUAAUGAUCUCUUCAUGUUAAAUGUGAAAAAUUUAGCGUCCUCAUCGGUAUUAAUUGGACCUAAUAGCAGGUCGAGUUCCGUUGUUCCUAUUCAGGUGACAGCAAAUCUAACCUAUUUGCUCCUAAGACGCGGUCCCAGUUCAUUGGGAUCAAAUGACACAGAACAUUGUAAUGACAGUGUCAACUGCAUCGCUUCAAUAAAUGUCGAUAAUGCUGCUUUACUCAUCACAUCGGAUAAUUCCGGAACCAUUGGUGUCUUUAGUUAG